AUGCAGACAUCCAAUCAUGUGAAAGCGAUAACGCAGUGGCUACUCGUGUUGUCCAAAUACUUUUAUUUUGGUUUCCAGAAGAUUUCUUUGUGUGUGGGUAGGGCCAGAUAGAAAUCUGUCGCAUAUAAAAACACAAUCGGCCUCCACUGGAAUCAUUGUCUUCGCAUCGUCUUGAAGAUGAAGUUGUACGCAUUUUUCGCUGUUAUAUUGGCCUUAUUUGCUUUGGCUAUUGCAAGCCCUAAGCCCAUUCCGAAUCCUGAACCCUUACCUGGUGGCGGCGGCGGCGGAGGUGGCGGUGGUGGUCGCUCUGGAGGCGGGGGCGGUGGCGGUGGUGGCGGUGGCAAGUGAACUCAUCGCAGAUCAAGCAGAUCAAAAUACUAAACUAAAUGUAAACUUAC
Molecule: messenger RNA, 398 nt
Organism: Bactrocera dorsalis (oriental fruit fly)
Lineage: Eukaryota; Metazoa; Arthropoda; Insecta; Diptera; Tephritidae
Source: RefSeq, a predicted model, not a curated record